UUUACAUUUUUGGUUUCGCAUAAAUGUUUGUAAAGUUUUAAAAUAUUUUUGCAUUUUCUGAUAAAAAAAGUAAAUACAGAUAAAAUAUUUUACAUUCGCAAUGUGCACUAAUAUUAAUAAUUUCUUUCUAGCAUAGGGGAAAUCCUAUAAUGACCAGUUUGUAUUUCGAUAUCAGCGACAGUCAGUGGCCCAUAAUUUAUCAUGAAAAAUACAAUGUAUCAUUUCUGGGUUUGGAGAAAAUGCAUGUAUUUGAUGCUAAGAAAUGGGGCAAUAUUAUUAAGCAUUUGAAAGAUGAAGAGUUAAUAGAUGAUGAGAGCAUUGUGAAGCCACAAGAAGCAAAGAAAAGUGAUUUGCUUGCUGUACAUACAAAGAAAUAUCUCAGGUCUCUAAAUUGGAGUGCCAAAGUUGCAAUGAUAGCUGAGGUUCCAGUUGUGGCUUUUUUGCCAAAUGCUUUUGUACAGUAUGCAUACUUGAGACCUAUGAGGUUACAAACAGGGGGUUCAAUCUUGGCCGGUAAGCUUGCCCUUGAAAGAGGCUGGGCUAUCAACGUGGGAGGGGGCUUCCACCAUUGCAGCGGCGACCGCGGCGGGGGUUUCUGUCCGUAUGCCGACAUCAGCCUGCUGAUACGAUGGCUGCUCGACUCGCAGAUGAUACAGAACGCUAUGAUCGUUGACUUGGAUGCUCAUCAGGGUAACGGCUACGCCCGCGACUUCCUCGGCGUGCCGGAGGUAUACAUAAUGGACAUGUACAACCGGGACAUAUACCCGAAAGACAAACAAGCCAAGAAGGCCAUACGGAGAAAGGUCGAGUUGAGGUGUAAAGUGGAGGAUAUGGAGUAUAUGCUUAAGUUGAGGCAGAAUCUGAAGGCAGCCCUGGAGGAAUUCCGGCCAGACAUAUUGGUAUACAACGCCGGCACCGACAUCUUGAAUACCGACCCACUCGGUCUAAUGUGGAUUACCGAAUUGGGCAUCAUCAAACGAGAUGAAUUCGUGUUUCAAAUAUGCAAGGAACACAAUAUCCCUAUAGUGAUGCUGACUAGCGGUGGAUACCUUCGGAAGACUGCCAAGAUAAUCGCGGACUCCAUCGUGAAUCUCUACAACAAAGGCCUCAUAUCCGGCAACGGCGAGAAAGAUUAAGUCUCGCAUUUUAUGGCAACACUGGCGGCCAGUGUUGCCCUAGGAACAAAUAACCUACAUUUGGUAGAAAAUCGUAUCGUAAAUUCCAUAUUUUCUUGAUAUUAAAACGCAGAGUAUAUUUAUAUCAAAUUAAAUUUACAAUUGUAGACAUAAGGCUAUUGAUCUCAACCAUUACGGGUGCCAAGUUAAAAGUGCAAAAAAAGCAUAGAAUUAUUUAUCGCAAAUUCAAUUUGCAAUUAAUAGAAUUUAGAAAAGUUAUUUGAUGUCAGCAUUUUUAAUGCAUACCUAGUUUAUUUAUAGCAAAUGCAAUUUGCCAAUUUAGAAUUUAGGGAAUCUUAUCUCAGAAUUUCAAGUGCCAAAGUAAUUGUAGCAAAUGAAAUUUGUAAUAGAUUUAAUUUUCUAGUCACUUACUAGGAUUUUUUUAUGCUAUAACAUUUUUGUUCUAGUAAACUAGAAUAUGUGAUACAAAUGAUAUUUACAGGUUCCAUAUUAAGCUACAGAGUUAUAUUUUCCAACUUUAAAAUAUAUUUAGAUAUAUAUUCAU
This is a messenger RNA of Amyelois transitella, 1680 nucleotides long. RefSeq names its product histone deacetylase 11 (gene HDAC11). The transcript is spliced from 8 exons. NCBI's taxonomy places the organism in Eukaryota, Metazoa, Arthropoda, Insecta, Lepidoptera, Pyralidae. Bases 150 to 1136 code for a protein of 328 amino acids. The record is from RefSeq and is a predicted model, not a curated record. Gene Ontology annotation, molecular function: histone deacetylase activity.